This is a messenger RNA of Cicer arietinum (chickpea), 3747 nucleotides long. Lineage: Eukaryota; Viridiplantae; Streptophyta; Magnoliopsida; Fabales; Fabaceae. The record is from RefSeq and is a predicted model, not a curated record.
UCCCUACCCAUUUCGUAGUUCCUAAAAUUGAAACGAACCCGCACCAAAUAAUCGCUCCAUUAAAAUAAAAAAAAACAGCAUCUUCAUUUCAUUCCCCCUCCCGCCAACUCCUUAAAAGACAAACCUCAUUUGGCGCCCUAAACGAUUCACUACUUUUGCCAUUCAGAUUCAAUUUCUUCCCCAUUCUUCUCGAAACCAAACCCUUACUCCUUCCUUAUAGUUCAACCGGAAAAAACCUAACCCGUUUCUGUAAAAAGUCGCCAUGAAGGUCCGAUCGGUAAAAAUGCGGGAGGCCCACACCCAAAAAGGCGGCCGUGCUUCCUUCUGCUCGGUUGUAUGGGACCAGCAAGCCCAACAUCUCGUCACUGCCUUCUCUUCCGGUGUUUCCGUUUCCAUUCACAACCCUCUUCUUCCUUCCGCCGCUCCUAAGAUCCUACGCCACCACCGUGACGGCGUCACCGCCUUGGCUCUUAGCCCCAAUUCCACUUGCCUUGCUUCUGGAUCCGUUGAUCACUCCGUUAAACUCUACAAGUUUCCCGGUGGAGAGUUCGAGACAAAUAUUACGAGGUUCACACUUCCAAUACGUUUGCUAGCAUUUAACAAGAAAGGAAGCAUGUUAGCAGCUGCAGGUGAUGAUGAAGGUAUCAAGCUCAUAAACACAGUUGAUGGCUCCAUUGCCAGAGUUCUCAAAGGGCACAGAGGACCCGUCACUGGCUUAGCUUUCGACCCUAACGGUGAAUACUUAGCAUCUCUGGACUCAACCGGAACCGUUAUCAUCUGGGAACUCCACUCAGGGAAAAACCUUCACAACCUCAAAGGCAUAGCUCCUGACACUGGGGUAGAUAUUUCAACCAUGAAUGUUCUUUGUUGGAGUCCUGAUGGUGAAACUUUAGCCAUUCCGGGGUUGAGAAACGAUGUCGUUAUGUAUGAUAGGGACACGGCUGAGAGGUUGUUCUCUCUGAGAGGGGAUCACAAUCAGCCUAUAUGUUUUUUGUGCUGGUCACCGAAUGGCAAGUAUAUUGCUACCUCUGGUUUAGAUAAGCAGAUUCUUAUAUGGGAUGUUGAUAGGAAGCAGGAUAUUGACAGACAGAAGUUUGAUGAAAGAGUGUGUUGCAUGGCUUGGAAGCCAAUUGGGAAUGCCUUGGCUGUUAUUGAUGUUAUGGGAAAGUAUGGUAUAUGGGACAAUGUUAUUCCUUCAUCUAUGAAGUCCCCAACUGAGGAUAUACCUUUGCAGGGAAAGAACGGUAAUGGGUUUCUUUUGUUUGAUGAGGAGGAUCAGGACAAUAGUGUUAGUGGGAGCUUGAGUGAUCUUGGUGAAAAUAGUAAUGGUGAGUUUGAGCCACCGUCUAGCAGAAAAAGAUUGCGCAAACAUUCCUUGAGCAAGGAAAAUUUGGAUGAGGAUGGAGAAGAUGAAAUGGAUCUAUAUCCCAAGGUUGAGCCUCACAAGAAAAGGAACCGGUCGGUCAAGGAAAAUUUGGAUAAUGUGAAUGUGGGAUUUAGAAGCACAAUGGUAACAUCUAAAACAAAAAUGCAGGAUGCAUUUCAACCAGGAGUCACUCCAGUGCAGCCUGGAAAAAGGCGCUUCUUAUGCUACAAUAUGCUUGGAAGUAUAACCACUGUCGAACAUGAGGGAUAUUCUCAUAUUGAGAUUGAUUUUCAUGAUACUGGAAGCAGUCCUCGAGUUCCAUCAAUGACUGACCAUUUUGGAUUUACGAUGGCUGCUAUGAAUGAGAAUGGAAGCGUCUUCGCAAAUCCUUGCAAGGGGGAGAAGAACAUGAGCACCCUCAUGUAUCGCCCAUUUAGUAGCUGGGCUAGUAAUAGCGAGUGGUCUAUGCGCUUUGAAGGUGAAGAAGUAAAGGUUGUUGCACUUGGUGCUUCUUGGGUGGCAGCAGUAACUAGUUUUAACUAUCUUCGCAUCUUUACUGAGGGUGGUAUGCAGAGACAUGUUAUUUCGCUAGAUGGGCCAGUGGUGACUGCAUCAGGUUUCAAGGAUAAGCUUGCAGUUGUCAUUCAUGCUUCUGAUUGCCUUUCCUCAAAUGACCAGGUAUUAGAGUUUAGGUUAUUUAAUAUACAACAUGGGACCCAACCCCUUCGAGGUCGCUUGCCGUUAACUCCUGGUUCCUAUCUAAGUUGGUUUGGAUUUAGUGAAGAAGGCCAAUUGUAUUCUUACGAUUCCAAGGGUGUGCUAAGAUUAUAUACAAGCCAAUUUGGUGGUAGCUGGCUCCCAGUCUUCAGUGCUAUUAAAGAGAAGAAGUCAGAUGAAAACUAUUGGAUGGUGGGUUUGAAUACAAACAAGUUAGUUUGUGUAGUAUGCAAAAAGCCUGAAUCCUUCCCACAGGUGGUGCCUAAACCAAUUCUCACUUUAAUGAAUCUUUCAUUUCCACUCGCUUCCUCUGAUUUGGGAUCUGAAGCCCUUGAAAACGAGUUUAUGAUGAACAGCAUGCAUCUCUUUGAGAUUCAGAAAAAAAUGGAAGAAAUGGUUAAUGCUGGUUUGGAUGCUAGUUUACUUGAUGAUGAUGCUUUCAAUUUGGAAGCAGCACAAGAUAGAUGCAUAUUAAGGCUUAUAGCAUCCUGCUGCAACAGUGAUAAACUUGUGAGAGCUACUGAACUUGUAAAGCUUUUGUCUCUGGAGAAAUCAAUGAAAGGUGCAAUAAAACUUGUUACUGCUCUAAAGCUUCCAAAUUUGGCCGAAAAAUUCAGCAGCAUAUUGGAGGAAAGGCUACUUAAUGAAGUUAAAAAGGCUACGGAAACCGAUCUCAAAGAGAACAGUUUUGCCCCCAUUACAUUUACAUCUGAUACUUUACCUAGCGGAAGCAAGGCCUCAACUCAGAUUGAAGCACCAAAAUUAUCUGCACCGUUGUUUACAAAGAAAAAUAAAACACAAGAGGCAGGUAAAGAUGGAAAUAAUAAGACUGCAAUGGUUAAUGGAAGUGUGAAGGUAAAACAGACAGUUGGGGAUGAAACAAGUGACAAGAAGGGUAAGGAGGAAGUGCAAUCUCCUCCUCAUCCACAUAGUUCUUCUAUAAAAUCGACAAAUAAGCAUGGAGUUAACAAGUCAGAGCCUAGUUUGGUGCCAUCAACUACUAGACCGUCGAAUCCAUUUUUGAAGUCCUCAAUCAAAUGAAGAUAUUUAAUAAGUUUUAAUGACAGUUGUCAUCUAGUUUAUCCAAGGCGGGAUCCUCUCCAUUUUUCAAAAGAAAUAGAGUUCCAAUACUAAUAUUUUGGGUAUAUAAAGCUUAAUUAUAUACAAUAUUAUCACCCUCUUGUGAAAUGAAUUUUUAUACACCAAAUUCUAGUAAUUGAUUUUGAGCAAAUGGAGAGAUCCCAACUUGUUCAGUAGAAGAUCAAAUGUCGAGAUAAGGUGUUUUUAUGGAGGAGGUUUGCUUCUUAUUUAUAUGUAUGAUAUGGUGGUAGUCUUUUAUAUAGAGAUUACUAUUAGGAAGCUAAAGAAAUUAUUUGAUGGGGAUCAAUGAAACGGCUGGGUUCAUGCCACCACCAUGAUGGAUCAAUUUAUGAAGCAAUAAAGUCUUGAUGAAAUGGAAAAAUCCUUUGUAUAUUGCCAAAGAGUCUUGGUUGAAGUUCACCAAAAAAUAAAUGAUGUUUGUGAUUGACAAAGAUGCUUUUCAGCUAUUAUAUCAAAAUUGAUGUCUGAGAUCAAAAUGGUCAUUUCAUUGUGAACUUGUGAGACACGUGUGGGUUAUUAACUGUAAAUUUAGCUUUGAUAAAUAUUAACUAAUUGAAAGAUUA